AGAGCCGCAGCAGCAGCGGCAGCAGCGGCGGCCGUUGUUCCAGCUCCGUGAGCGCCAUGGCGGCAGUGCGCAGCUUACGGGUGUCGGUGAAAUCAGACAGCGGCUCGGACCGCUCGGAGUCGGACUCAGAUUCCGAGUCGGACCGAGAUGCCCGCGAAGCCGAACCGAUGGAGGUGGAGGAGGGGGAGCUGGAGGCGGAGGACAUCUCGGUGAACCGCUCCCUGAAGGAGCUGCUGCCGGAUACGAGUCGUCGGUACGAGAACAAGGCUGGAGCGUUCAUCACUGGGAUAGAUGUCAACUCAAAGGAGGCGAUCGAGAAGAAAGAGAAGCGAGCGAGGCGUUUUCAUUUCCGCAGCGAGGAGGAAAUCGUCGGUCAGAGGAAUGUUUUCCUGGACAAAGACGGCAUGAAGAAAGCCAUCCCCAGACUGCGCAUGGAGGCGAUCCACGUGACGGGCGUGGACGACAUGAGCACGCAGGACGUCUUCGGCUAUUUUAAGGAGUAUCCUCCGGCGCACAUUGAGUGGAUCGACGACACGUCCUGUAACGUGGUUUGGCUGGACGACAACACGUGCAUCCGAGCGCUCAUCAACGCCAGCCGGAUGCCCGACCCGGAGGCGGUUACCACGGAGACGGAGAGCAGCAGCCAGCCAGACGAGCAGAGCAAAGGGCGCCGCGGCCAGACGUCGGACGACGAGGACGAGGAGGAGGGCGAGGUGGACGAGGACGAGGAGGACAGCGGCAAGAAGAGCGCCGAGGAGAUUGAGGGCAAAGACAGUGACGGAGAGGCGCCGCCGCCGACGAAGGCAGAGGGUGGUCAGGUGGACGAUCUGUCGCGAGCGGAGAGAGAAUCGCUGCUGAGGAACGACCUGAGACCCGCCAUCAAGCCCUUCAAAGGAAACAAGCUGUUCCUGCGCUUUGCCACGCAAGACGACAAGAAGGAGCCGGGCGCCGCUCGACGCAGCAGAUACUACAUGAAGUACGGAAACCCGAACUACGGAGGCAUGAAGGGAAUCCUCAGCAACUCCUGGAAGAGGAGGUAUCACAACCGGCGGAUCCAGCGAGACGUCAUCAAGAGCAAGAAGCCUCUGAUUGGAGACAGCAUGGGACACACGCCGCCGUACACACACCGACACUCGGCCGACCUGGUCAACCUGCCCGAGGAGCCCAUCAAGGAGGAAGAGGAGGAGGAGGAGGAGGAGGAAGAGGAAGAAGACGGCGACGAAGACAUGGACUCGGAUGAUCGGGUGGUGGAGUACAGGGAGAGGGGCGAGAGGGGCGGUGGCUCGCGCUCCCUGGGGGCGGGGCUUCGCAGCCGGGCGGAGCGGUCCCCGUCCCCCUGGUCGGAGUCGGACGAGAUGGACUACGACUUGGAGCUGAAGAUGAUCUCCACGCCGUCGCCCAAGAAGAGCAAGAAGAUGACGAUGUACGCCGACGAACUGGACACGCACCUGAAGAGCAUCCGGAACAGGAUCGGAGGGUCGGCGUCGCAGAGCAGGACCAAAUCCUCGUCGCCCACCAAGGUGACAGACGUCCGGCAGCUGCUGGAGGAGAAGAGGCAGGGCGGCUCUCAGCACCGACAGCCCCCUCCGGUGUCCAGCAGCGGGAAGACAGAUGUUCGGCAGAGGCUCGGGAAAAGACGCUACUCUCCGGACCGACGGCGCUCGCCCUCCCCCGUAUCCCCCAGAGACACACCCCCAGCCAGAGAGCCAAUCAGAGACGUGCACCGCAGACUGGGCGUGGCCAGCCAGGACAGCAGGAGCCUCUACUCAAAUUCGUCCAAAGAGAGAAAGACAAGCGGUCUGUGGAGUCGGCUCGGCUCCAGCGACGAUGACGGCGGCGGCAGCAGCAGCGGACGGCAUGACCGCAGACCGAGCGGCCAAUCGGCAGGGCUCUUCUCCUCCUCGACGGCGGCGGGGCGGAGCGACGGUGGCGGCGGCAGCAGCGGUGCCGGGAGAAGACGAGGCGACCGAGACGAGGAGGUUGAGGAGGAACAGGAAGAGGAGGAGGACGAUUCUACGCUGCAGAGGAUGUGGGGUGCCAUGAUCAAACAGAAACAGGAGCGUCUGACCCACAAGAUGAAGAAGAGCCGACUGGACAACCUGCCAUCGCUGCAGAUCGAGAUCAGCCGCGACAGCAGCGACGAGUCCGACGCCUGAAACUGAGCCAACAGGAGGCGAGGAGGGCGGCCAGCCGGAGUUUUUUUCUCGUCUGAACAUUAAAUCUCCAGUAAAAAGACAAACUUGCAGGUCAGAGGCCAGUGUGGAGGGUUUUUAGUUUCACAUUGUGUUUCUGCAGCGCCAUGAUGGAGGACUUCUGUCUGAGUGAGUCAGCAGCACGGAUCUCCUCACGCUGUUCAUUUGCUCCCAAUCAGAGACUUUGCAUCAUGUCGGCCUCCCGAGUCCAGUCCAGGUUCUGUGUUUUCCAUCUCGUUACCUGAAAACUUUGCUCAUAGUUUCCUAAAAAUGAUUGGCUGCACAGUCCUGCCCAGUUUGGUGCUAAAUCCAAAGGAAACGAAGAAAGCCUUCAGCCACCUCCUGGUCCCUCCCUGCUCCAUACGAAUACAUAUCUGAUAUUUAUCAGCUGCAGAAGCUCCAUCAGCUGAUUUCCUGUCAGGAUGCAGCAGAGCAUCAUGGGAAACGCUCUGUUUACUGGGGGCUGCACGAUAUAUUGUUUCAGCAUCGACACGUCAUGUUGCACCUUUUAUUACCCGCUUGAUAGGGAAGUCCUGCUGUCUGAUAGAACGUCAUUCACUCAGACUUGAGGAUCUUUUGAAAACGCUUCAUGUGUGGGUUUGUCAACAUGCAGACUCCACAUGUACGGAAAGAUGAGUGAGGAGAGAAAAGGAAGAUCUGGUUGCAUAAAAGAAACGCAGCAUCACUCGGAGGGCUUUUCAAAUAACGGAACAUUAAUCACUGAUGAUUUUGCUUUCCCACAAACACAACUUGGUUUCAGGUAAAUCUGACAAAACAUCUUGUGUCACUGUUUUCGUAUGUGUGUGAGCUGCUCUGGUGGAGACUAGAAGCUUCCACUGCAGCCUGAACAUCUCUAAAUCAUAGCGUCGGUCAGUGAGCAGAUUCUCAGCAAGUGAGGACACAAUUUAAUGUGUAUUUAGCCUCUAUGAGAAUUUUAAGUUGAAUUCCGAUGCAGAUUAGUACAUUUACAGUAAAAUUGAGAGCUGCACUCUUUAUUUUAUUUAACUAUCAAAGUGUACUAAAACCACGCAGCUCCAGUCGGCUGUUCUAAAAUGUAUCAGCUACAGAACAGUUGAUGGUACUCUGACAGCAGCACAAAGCUCUGGAUGACGAGCGCAAAGCCAGAUCUGAAUGCUAUUCAAAGCAAAUAACUAUUUCAGACAUUUUUAUUUUGUAUACAAAUGCACUCCCCUACAAAAUCACCCAAAUCACUCUGGACUGAUUUAAAUAUUUCCAAGUAGAGCUGUUUGAGUCAUCCGGUGGAAAUUCCUGCAUUUUUUUUCAGUUUAUGUCCCAGAAAGCCCAAACAUCUCCGUGUCACUGUCUUCAUAUAUCGUGCAGCCCUACUGUGAUCAUUCCUACGUUACAGUAGAGAAGCCAAACGCUGUCGAUGUCUUCUCUGUGUUUACCUUUGACCCAUCUGACUGUCGAAUCACUGCCUCACUCGGGACCAUUCCUCAAAGCUCCCCAUCGUCCGGCUGCAGCUCCUCUUCGACAGGUCUUCAAUCACAAGAACUAUUUCCUGGCCCCGUUAAUGUCUUCGCUGUGGAGAGACGGACGCACGAGAGGAUCAGUAAAAAGGUGAAAAUGAGACGAGACUCCACCUAAAACUCCACCUUCAGCUUCCAGCUGUCUUCGUCUCGUUCCUCUCGAAGCCGAAAGAGCUGAUCAGACUCUGAAAACAAAAAAAAAAACAGACGUGAGGAGAAACCAGAUUAUUUUCUGAUGGUUGUGGGACGUUUUCGUACAUUUUUUUAAUCACCUUCUGUGUUAUUGAUCAGCAUCCAGGUUCGCCGACAGACUGAACACUGUAUCGUACACGCGCAGUUGGAUUUGUGUUGUUUUGUUUUUUUGAAUCCGACCUUUGGGGCCACAGCGACUGUAAUCCAGGCAGGUGACAUCAGACUGUUGCUCAUGAGUUUAGAUCAUUAUUAAAAUGCUGACUGGUGUUUUAUUUGACAGGUUUGCAGUCUCUCAGUCAUGUUGGUGAUAAUUACUGGGUAACAAGGAAAAGAAAUUUUGAGGAAAUUCUGUUUUUUGAUGCCAAACAGGUCAUAUGAACAUGUGAAACAUAUGUAAAGUUUCAAAAAAUACAUGAUCAACUUUGCUGCAACUUGA
This is a messenger RNA of Stegastes partitus (bicolor damselfish), 4310 nucleotides long. RefSeq names its product nuclear cap binding subunit 3 (gene ncbp3). Gene Ontology annotation, molecular function: RNA 7-methylguanosine cap binding; mRNA binding. The coding region runs from base 57 to 2156 and encodes 699 amino acids. The transcript is spliced from 13 exons. The record is from RefSeq and is a predicted model, not a curated record. Lineage: Eukaryota; Metazoa; Chordata; Actinopteri; Pomacentridae. Gene Ontology annotation, cellular component: nucleus.